Molecule: messenger RNA, 1999 nt
Organism: Drosophila mojavensis
Lineage: Eukaryota; Metazoa; Arthropoda; Insecta; Diptera; Drosophilidae
Product: transcription factor grauzone
Exons: 4
Coding region: 94-1914 (606 amino acids)
Biological process (GO): regulation of transcription by RNA polymerase II
Cellular component (GO): nucleus
Molecular function (GO): RNA polymerase II transcription regulatory region sequence-specific DNA binding; DNA-binding transcription factor activity, RNA polymerase II-specific; zinc ion binding
Source: RefSeq, a predicted model, not a curated record
AGCACGCUUUUCGACUCCAAACAGCUGAUUGCCUGAUGCCCGCUGUCGCAUUUUUGAGAGAAUAAAUUACUAAAACGUUGCAGCUUUAAUAAUAUGUGUUUUCUGUGCACAGAGUGCACGGAUAAUGCCAUUGGCAUUAUCCCAUUUAGUUCACAGGAAGCUGAGCUACUUAAUGUUAAAGCGAUUAUCGAAAAACAUUUUUGGUUGCGGAUUGAAGACGCCAAUGGCCAUAUUUGUGGUAGUUGCUGGAGCGAGCUGUAUGCAUUCCAUACAUUCUAUUUGCGUGUGGAGCAGGCGCACAAGGCGCUACUUGAAAUUACAAAUCUGUCAUUCGCUAAUGAGACGGAGGAAAGCGGAGCACUGGAAGCCAUUUCCAUGGAAUUGCAGGUGCCAAAAGAUGUCGUUAAGACGGAGGCUGACUUGGGCGACAGUGUGGCGGCUGCUGUGAAGCGUAGGCGCGGCCGUCCUCGCAAACAACCAGUAACCGAGGAAGCAACAGGUAUCGACAGCAACGAAUUUAGAGCCGUAUUGGAGCAGAUCAAUCUGAACGAGAUAAAAAUCGAAUUCCCUGAGGCGGACUUGAGCAUAGCUGAUGUGCUCGAAGAUCAGGAGGAGCAAUCCAUAUCUGAAUUUCUUCAACAGAGUUGCAAUGAAAGUGAAGCAGAAGCUGUUGCCAUCGUCAAGCCAAAGCCGAAGAAACCUCGAAAAAAGACCAAAAAGCGUCGCUGCUUGAAAACCAAAAUAAAAAGCGUAAAACCCGUUAAAACUGGCGUAAACAAUAUGAAGAAAUCUCAGGAAUUCAAUGAAUACAUCAGGGAUCACUUCAAGCUAUUUUGUCCAUUUUGCAAUGUGACGAUGGAGGACUUCUCCCAGAUGCUGACGCAUUCACGCAAGGAGCACAAUCAGCGCGGCUAUGCCAUGUGCUGCAAUCGGAAGUUCUUGAAGCGCGGUGUGCUCGUUGAUCAUCUGCGACGGCACCAGGAUCCGGAUCUAUUCAAAUGCCAGAUAUGCCAACGUGUGAUGGGCCAGCGUCGCAGCCUAGAGCUGCACAUGCGCAUGCACGAGAUCAAGCAGCAUGGACGUCGCUACCAGUGCGAGCACUGCUCAAAGAGGUUCUUCAGUCCCGUCGUGUGCGAGCGCCACAAACUCAUCCACAUUCCCAAGGAGCAGUGGAAAGCAACGUGCCCCACCUGCUGCAAGACCUUCCCCAACGAGUACCUAAUGCAGCAGCACGUGAAGCUGGUGCAUUUGCGAAAGUUUGACAAGAUUUGCGAUGUGUGCGGCAAGUCGAUUAGAGGGCGUGAGGCUUUGGUUCGGCACAUGGAGGAGCAUGCGGGUGCACCGCAAAAGAUCAUUAAAUGCCAUCUGUGCGAAUCGACGCUAACAACCAAAUACGGACUGGCGCGUCACAUCAAGAUGAUGCACACAGCGGAGAACUUGCAGCCGAUGCAGUGCAAAUUUUGCCUCAAAGUGUCACCCACACUGCAGGCGCAUCAGCACCACAUCAAGUACACUCACAACACGGCACGUACACACGAGUGCCCGAUGUGUGAGAAGGCAUUUAAGCGGCCGAGCGAAUUGCGCGAGCACAUGACAACGCACACCGGCGAGGUGCUGUACACCUGCCCGCAUUGCCCGAAGACCUUCAACUCGAAUGCCAAUAUGCAUGCUCAUCGCAAGAAGAUGCAUUUCAAGGAAUGGCAAGAGUACCAUCGUCAGCAUCAGGCGCGCUAUCGUCGCAAGGAUACGAUCAUCUCGGUGAGCAUGAGGAAGACAACGGAAAAUGCAGGAGCAACCAUGACAAAGGCAGCCACACGGGCCGCCGAGACCGCAGAAACCGCAGCGACCGCAGAAAUCGUAGAGACCGCAGAGGUGCCAACGCUUCUGUCGGUGGACGAUGUCUUGGAAUGCUGAGAUUGCGCGUGCCCUGUGACAUAAUUUUUGUACUUUGCGUUUAUUUUGAUUUCGGCGUAAUCAGUGUAUAAAGCUUGAAAAACAA